AUGCCACUCAAACGAAAGUCAGCUCGUGCGUCGACGAUGGCUGAUUCGGGUGCCGCGACUCCUUCAAAGCGUGUUCGCAACUCUUUAUCCAAUGCAUCGGGUGAAGUAGUUUCAGAGGCUACCCCCAAGGCGGGCGACAAGAGAAAGCGCGGUCGUCCUCGCAAGAAUCCUGAGGGUACCCUCACCAAGCCUUCUACUGAUGGGCCUAAGCGCGGACGUGGACGUCCACGCAAGAUUCUAUCUGCCGCUGAAACUGCUGCUGCCGCCAAGAAGGCAGCAACAGCUGAUAAUACUCCUAAGAAGGGGCGUGGACGUCCUCGUAAGGAGCCAGGCACUGCGACCCCCAAAGUAACACCGACAGGCCCUAAGAAGAAGGAUGGUCGAGGAAGACCUCGCAAAAGCUUGCCUGCCAACGGCGCAGAUACCAAAAAGGAGGCCGCGGUCUCUUCUUACAUCCCGCCUAAUGAUGACUCCGGUCGUUCUUACUGGCUGAUGAAGGCUGAGCCUGAAUCGCGUCUUGAGAAGGGUGUGGAUGUCAAGUUCUCCAUUGACGACUUGGCUAGUGCAGAAAAGCCUGAGGCUUGGGAUGGAGUCCGUAAUCAUGUUGCGAGGAAUCUUAUGUGCGAAAUGAAGAAAGGAGAUUAUGCCUUCUUCUAUCACUCCAACUGCAAGACACCUGGAGUUGUCGGAGUUAUGGAGAUUGUGCAGGAGCACUCAACUGAUGAGUCCGCAUUCGACCCCAACCAUCCUUACCAUGACCCCAAGGCGUCCCGUGAGAACCCCAAGUGGGUUGUUGUACAUGUUGAAUUCCGCCGCAAACUCAAGAAUCAAGUCACACUCCAUGACUUGAAGGCCCAUUCCGAAGCUGGCAUGCCACUGGAGGACCUACAGACCCUCAAGCAAGCCCGGCUUAGUAUCUCCUCGGUUACCUCCGCACAGUGGCAUUACAUCCUACAGUUAGCAGGUGAUAAUUCAGAGGAAUCCACAAAGACGGAGUCUAAGGUUGAAGAAGACGAGGAUAUGGACGCGGAGAAUGAGGAGGACACCGAAAUCCCACAGUAA
Molecule: messenger RNA, 1062 nt
Organism: Penicillium angulare
Lineage: Eukaryota; Fungi; Ascomycota; Eurotiomycetes; Eurotiales; Aspergillaceae
Product: EVE domain-containing protein
Exons: 6
Coding region: 1-1062 (353 amino acids)
Biological process (GO): regulation of DNA-templated transcription
Cellular component (GO): chromatin; nucleus
Molecular function (GO): DNA binding
Source: RefSeq, a predicted model, not a curated record